This is a messenger RNA of Betta splendens (Siamese fighting fish), 3736 nucleotides long. RefSeq names its product lactate dehydrogenase D (gene ldhd). Gene Ontology annotation, cellular component: mitochondrion. The transcript is spliced from 11 exons. The record is from RefSeq and is a predicted model, not a curated record. Lineage: Eukaryota; Metazoa; Chordata; Actinopteri; Anabantiformes; Osphronemidae. Bases 70 to 1557 code for a protein of 495 amino acids. Gene Ontology annotation, biological process: lactate catabolic process. Gene Ontology annotation, molecular function: D-lactate dehydrogenase (cytochrome) activity; D-lactate dehydrogenase (NAD+) activity; FAD binding.
CCGUAUUGUUUGUCCUACACAUCGCAGCAUUUGGUUUUGGCAGUCAGUAAUCGGCACGUGGAAAUAACGAUGCUCGGACUGUCACGGAGCCGAACUGCGGUGUCACGACGCUGCCGUCUGCUGCAUUGUCGCUACGUUCAUUCAGAAAACAACGAGAGAGCCACUGUUCUGGACAAUGUGCUCUCCACAUUCAGGUCAAUAUGUGGAGAGGAUGGCAUGUCAUUAGGUGAAGCUAUAAGAGAGCAACAUGGCAAAGAUGAGUCUGUACACAGAUGCCGCCCUCCAGAUGUGGUGGUGUUUCCUCGUUGUGUGGAGGAGGUCAGCGCCCUUGCAAAGGUUUGCCACAAGCACCGCCUUCCCAUCAUCUCCUUUGGCACUGGGACCGGGCUGGAAGGAGGCGUAGGUGCAGUAAAUGGUGGAGUGUGCUUCAGUCUGAGGAACAUGGACCAGAUCCUUGAUCUUCACCAGGAGGACUUUGAUGUGACGGUGGAGCCCGGUGUGACUCGGAAGCUCCUCAAUUCAUACCUGCGAGACACUGGCCUGUGGUUUCCUGUAGAUCCUGGAGCUGAUGCAUCGUUGUGUGGAAUGGCUGCCACUAGUGCAUCUGGCACUAACGCAGUGCGUUACGGAACUAUGAGGGAGAAUGUGAUGAACCUCGAGGUGGUGCUGGCUGAUGGGACCAUCAUACACACAGCUGGAAAAGGUCGACGCCCCAGGAAAACCUCGGCAGGCUACAACCUGACAAACCUGUUCGUGGGCUCGGAGGGAACCUUGGGGGUCAUCACAAAGACCACGCUGCGUCUGUAUGGCAUUCCCGAGGCUAUGGUGUCGGCUGUCUGCUCGUUCCCCUCUGUCCAAGCUGCUGUGGACAGCACGGUGCAGAUCCUGCAGGCUGGAAUACCUAUCGCUCGCAUCGAGUUUUUGGAUGAUGUGAUGAUUGACGCAUGCAAUAGGUUCAGCGGUUUGUCCUACCCUGUGACCCCAACACUGUUUCUGGAGUUCCAUGGCUCAGAGCAAAGCGUGGAGGAACAAGUCAGCUCGGCUGCGGACAUCACCCAGAGUAACGGCGGAGCGGAUUUUCAGUGGGCUCAAGAUGUAGAAACAAGGAACCGGCUGUGGAAAGCUCGUCAUGAUGCUUGGUACGCAGCUCAGGCUCUCAGACCUGGCUGUAAGGCCUACUCCACUGAUGUGUGCGUCCCUCUGUCCCGACUGCCUCAGAUCAUUGUGGAGACGAAGCAGGACCUGACUGAGAACAAACUUACAGGUCCCAUAGCGGGUCAUGUAGGUGAUGGGAACUUCCAUUGUCUGAUGGUGGUGGAUCCCAACGACCCAGAGGAGCUGCACAGCGUCCACCUGUUCAGCGAGCGGCUGGCCAGGCGAGCCCUGGCCAUGGACGGUACCUGCACAGGUGAACACGGCGUGGGCUUAGGGAAGAGAGCCCUGCUGUGUGAAGAGGUGGGACCCAUGACUAUUCAGCUCAUGCAGGGUCUGAAGGACACAAUUGACCCCAAUAACCUCAUGAAUCCAGAUAAAAUUUUGCUGCCUAGAAAACUUUAGACAAAAAAUAUAGACUGGUAUUUUGGUGUGUAUUUGACACACAUUAAUAAAACAAUUUUCUGGUAACACAUGUCUGACACUAAGGGAUCAGUGACUAAAAAUAUCAGUGCGAAGACACGCAACUUACAUCUGGAAUGGUCGUGUGUACCUGAUUGUCACGUUUACCAAGGCAUUUGUUAAAAAAUGAAAGCAAGGAAAUUGUUUUUAUUUUUCACAUUCAAAUUAAUUGUGGCAACAGACUUUCUCUGUGUCUCUAGGUAGCUACACAGUCACUGCACUAUACUGUGACUGAGCCCUUAGGCUGCAUCUUGACAUCAAAUAAUGGUUUUAAACUAUGUCUGUUUCCUGUUACCCUCCUAAACUCUGAAAAAAAUGUUGAGUGUCUUUGUGAGAGGGAUGGUCAUUGAGGCUUCCAGGUUGCUUUUUUUUUGAAGACAUUCAACUGAACAUGAAAUUUCUCUUUUUGAAUGUCUAAUUAAAAUGAUUCAGCAAUGAAGCAAUACUUAGCUCCACCUUGGGGUGGCAGUGGUGCAUCUCCAUAGCAUGUUUGAGUCUUUAGGUUUAUUGCUUGGAGCUUUAGUGAUGAGAAUGAAAUAUCCAGUACAUGCACAGUACAGUAUAUAGAACCUGGGUUAGUUAAGGGCCUCUGUUUGUAUAAACAUGAAUGUAAAUUAUACACAGCUCUUCCAGCUUUUUGGAAAAGCUCACUUCACAUUUAUGCACAAUUGGGCUCUGAUCACUGAUUUACAGUCACUGUACAUUUUAGGAUAAUUGCAAAAACCAGUGAACUUAAACAGACAACUAUAUGGAGCUUUAGGUGUAUAGGUGACAGACGGUGUUUAAAGUGAGACACUUUUUUAUAAUGCAGCACUUAAUACACUAAGUCAAUAAUUAUUGGUCUUGUAACUUUUUCACACUUUGGUAAAUUCUGUCUGACCAUUAAAAUAAACUAUCACAGUGUCAAAACUUGUUAAUCAGUUUGUAGCUUUAGCCAUGUUCCAUUUUUUUCUUAACAGUUUUAUUAAUAUUUUACAUGCAUAUGCAUGUGAUUGUAGAGCCACACUGUGAAUUACUCAGUUCAUUUACAUUGAAGGGAGGGGAUUUGGGCCGGUUCCGUUUUCAUAGUUUUCCUCAAAACCUGAUUUAGGGUAGAGUUUUCUCUUCCCUGAGAACUUGCUGUCAUUAUAACAAGAAGGAUUAACACCUACUGUUAAGAUGUUGUCUUCUAGGCUUGCUAAGAAUGUACACGACAGGCUAUGUUCCUGUGAAGACAGACCAAAUGGAGGAAAAAACAUCUUAAUUACACGCACGCACGCUCAGAGACGUGCGUACGCGCCGGAUUAGACCAAGUAAUCUCAAACUGAACGUGAGCCAGUAAUCCCAGUCAUUUAGCAUAUGGUCCCAUAGCAGUGUCAUCACAGUGUCUCCUCCACGGAGUAGGAGUCAGGUCAUUGUCACAACACUAAUACAAGCAUGUUAAAUGCUUAACGUUUGGUUUAUGUAUUUCGCUUACAAAUAUAUAAAUAUAUGCUUUCAACAUAUCCAGAGGUUACUCUAUUUCACUGGGCUCAGUGAAAUAGAGUAACCAUUCAAACUGUCAAACACUGACACUAGAAAACUUGAAAAUUAAACGAUUUUGCAGUGUUUUUUUUUUUUAGAUUGAACGUGCAGACUAUUAAAUGAUCUUCAUCCAUGGUAACCUACACUCUGUACUGUCCCUGAAUGCACCAAACACUACAUGAAUGGCAGAUAAGGUAAUAUUGAGGCUCAGGCCUUAAUGGCUGCUGAUUUUAAUCACAAAUGUUCUCUUUUACCUACAAAGGCACCCAGGUACAUCCCUUGUAUCCUGAAAAGGUGCGGAAACAGGCCAAUGACCUGCUUACAUUACAGAAUAUCCAGAGUUCCUUCACGGAAAAACAACAGGUAAAAACAAAGGACUGGGAGUCGGGGCUCUAUGCUUUCAUUUGAUUUGGAAGCUUUUCGUGUAAGUGAGCAGGUUUAUACAGGAAAACACACUAACGCAAAAAAUAGACAAUAUAGGCUCAGAAGCUGUAUAAUAGGGGGCAGUGUGUCCUUUAUAAUGUUCUCCUGACUAAAAUGAAGAAACGAGGUAUGUAUCCAAUUCUCAAUCUAACUAAUGCAAGGAGCCUGAUUUAAAUAAACACUAUAAUUCAAUAUU